CAAUAUACCAAUUACCAACAAUGGUAAAAGCUGGUGUAACAAGAAAUAACUCUUUUCCCUAGAUUCCGAAGUGAGGGAAGCUAACUUGCCCCCCACCAAUGUACUCGAAAUCAGCAAAAUGUCACGUUUUCCCAUGUCAUUUUCUGCCCAUAUUCUAUGUACUACAUAAACUCCAUAUAAUAUUACUAGUAAUUUUUUUCUAUUGUAUGAUUUUUAUAGUAUGAUUUUUAACCGUUAUAGUUUCCUUCUGUUACUUAAUCCACCCACAAACGUGCAAGUACCUGUGAUUUUUUGUCAAAUCUUUAUUACUUUUAUUAUGGAUCUGAAGUAGUAUAUCCCAUUUUUCUUAGCUUGUGAAAAAGAUUAAACAUUUCCCAAAAAUUUAUGCUCUCAUUUUCAAAAACCCAGUUGGAAUUUUAUGAUUGUAGUUAUGGGUUGCUGUCAUCUUACUGUUACAUUUACAUAGAUAUUCUGUCAAGAUUUCAUCUUUUCUUGAUAUAUACCAAGUUUUUACCUUUAUUUUUCAUGACAUUUGAGUUAAUUCUUGCUUGUGUUUUGGCAUGCACUUGAAAAGUUUACCUUCUUGCUUCAUUGUUGACAUGAUUUUCAGAGUGAAAACAAACAUGCCCAGAUGAUUUUUAUGGCGCAUCUCUUCUGCUCUUAAUUUCUAGUUGAUAGUUUGUGAGGUAAGUGAGAUUUUUAGCUUCUUUUAGUACAGUUAGAUUGUUUUUUUUUUAAAAAACUUGUUAAGUAUGAUUAAAUUGAUGUUAUAGCCAUUUAGAUGAUGUUGGGUAUUAUGUAGCUGUGAAAUUUAUGGUGUUUGAGUAGAUUUUUCUCAGAUUCUUAUUGCUCAAGUGGGUAUUAAUCAGUUUUGAGUGACAAAUUUAAGUGUAAAUUUUUUGGGUAGAUGAUUUUUUUUUAUUUUGGAAAUAAGCUCAGUAGUUAAGAUUUGGGGAUCUUGGUAAAAAAAUUGACUGUUUGUGUUAGGAAUAAUGUGUUUGUUCUGAAGUACUGUUGUUAGGUACUAUUAGUAGAUAUUAUUAAGCCAACUUCUUGACAAGAUUGAGGUUAUAAGUGAAAUGGUGAGAUCUAUGGAGGAUAAGGAGAUCUCUAAUGGGAGCAUUACAUUUGAGUUUCAUAAAGGGAAUGGAACUAUAAGAGCUUCUCAUCCUCGUACCGCCUUAGGAAAACCAACACCUUCAAAGUGGGAUGAUGCACAAAAAUGGCUAGUAGGGUUUUCAAGAGGUGGGGAAAGAAACUCUUCCAAGGCUAAUAAACCUAGAAACUCGAAUGCCGAUGAUACAAGGUUGAUUGCCCCGAUUCCUCAGCAAGAAAACAAUUAUUCGGGUGGAUAUGAGGAUGGGGAUGAAGUGGAAGAAGCAGAGAAUGAGAAGAAUAUUCACACCAAAAAUGUUGACUGUGAGGAGGGUUUUUGGAGAGCAAAUAAGGGAGUGGAAAACUCGAGUUUAGCUGUUAGAUCAGUUUGUGUGAGGGAUAUGGGGACUGAGAUGACUCCUAUUGCCAGCCAGGAACCUUCUAGAACGGCCACUCCAAUUCGGGCCACCACACCAGCGGCCUGUAGCCCGAUUUCUUCUGGGGGUUCCACCCCAAUGCGGUGCCACCAUGGUGGUCAAAACACCGGGAGUUACCAUUCUCCUCUUGGGAGACAAAAUGGUGCUAUUAGAGUGUCUAAUGGAGAGGAAGAAGAGAUGGUUAAUGGCCAUAAGAUGGUGGAGAGUAACAAGUCUGAACUAGCUAACAAGAUUAAUCCUUUGGAAACUCGAGCUUUGGCUUGGGAUGAAGCAGAGCGUGCUAAGUUCAUGGCCAGGUAUAAACGAGAAGAAGUGAAGAUACAAGCUUGGGAAAAUCAUGAGAAGAGAAAAGCCGAAAUGGAGAUGAAGAAAUUGGAGGUGAAAGCUGAGAGACUGAAAGCUAGAGCACAGGAGAAGUACGCCAAUAAACUCGCUGCAGCUCGAAGAAUUGCUGAGGAGAAGCGUGCGAAUGCAGAGGCUCAAUUGAACGAAAACGCAGUCAAGACAUCAGAGAAAGCAGAUUAUAUCAGAAGAAUGGGUCACUUACCGUCUUCAUUCUCCUUCAAGCUGCCUUCUUUAUGCUGGCAGUAGUAAAACCUUCUUAACAUAGUGUAUUUAAACAUCCAUCUUUGCUAAUUCCCCCCCAAUUCUUGCAUUUCUAAGUUUUUGUACCUUUGUUAUUCAACUUUAUGCAUGUGGCAGCCUGAAAUGUGGAUCAAUCCUAUAAUUAAUGGAAGAUGAAGUUUAACACCCUUAACAAGGGUUGUCGCUUGAA
Beta vulgaris subsp. vulgaris (sugar beet) is the source of this 2307-nucleotide messenger RNA. RefSeq lists its product as hypothetical. The transcript has 3 exons. Bases 1080 to 2123 code for a protein of 347 amino acids. The record is from RefSeq and is a predicted model, not a curated record. Lineage: Eukaryota; Viridiplantae; Streptophyta; Magnoliopsida; Caryophyllales; Amaranthaceae.